This is a messenger RNA of Egretta garzetta (little egret), 974 nucleotides long. It is a transcript of the gene TMEM41A, whose product is annotated as transmembrane protein 41A. The record is from RefSeq and is a predicted model, not a curated record. The transcript has 3 exons. Lineage: Eukaryota; Metazoa; Chordata; Aves; Pelecaniformes; Ardeidae. The annotation marks the transcript as partial.
GGCAAGGGGCAGGGCCUGGCUGGGCGAGCCCCAGCUCUGCCCGGGAUAGCCGGGGCCGCCCGGUGCCCUGGAGAAGCCGGAGCCACCGAGGCUGAAGGCAGCGGGGCUGAGGGGACGCGGGUGGGUGUCUGUGUCCGUGUGUCUGUCCCCGGGCGCUCAGCCGGUGUCACGCCCUGGCAGAACGUUCUGGCUGGAGCACUCUUCGGGCCGUGGACGGGGCUGGUGCUGUGCUCGGCCCUGACCUCUGUGGGAGCGACGCUCUGCUACCUGCUCUCCGGCACCUUCGGGAAGCAGUUCGUCGUCUACUACUUCCCUGACAAAGUGGCUCUGCUGCAAAGAAAGGUAGAAGAGAACAGGAGCUGCUUAUUUUUCUUCCUGUUGUUCCUGAGGCUGUUCCCCAUGACACCAAACUGGUUUCUGAAUCUCUCAGCUCCCAUUUUAAACAUCCCCGUGUCCCAGUUCUUCUUGUCUGUUCUCAUCGGUCUCACACCAUAUAAUUUCAUCUGUGUGCAGACAGGAGCCAUUCUGUCACAAAUCACCUCUCUGGAUGCCAUUUUCUCCUGGGACACGCUGCUCAAACUGCUUGCGAUGGCUGUGGCAGCAUUGAUACCGGGGGCCCUCAUCAAGAAAUACAGCCAGAAGCACUUGAAGCUGGAUGAAGACAAGUGUGCUCGGUUCCUGAAUGGCAAAAAGAGCUUGUGAGAGCUCAAGUGCCCCAGACUUUGGGGAACUGCUGUGCAAGAGCUGCAGGCUUCUGCUCCUGCGGGUUAUAUUCUGCAUGCUCUGUGCCACCCUGGACCAAAGACAACUGCAGUUUUUAAUCGUUCUCCUCGUCUAAGAGGAAAGGUGUAAGGCUCUUUAUUUUUUUAAUGAAUGUUUAACUGUGUGUGUGUCUGCAUGGCGAGCGCUAUACAAGGGCUUUGUGAACACUUCAGUUAACGUGCUUGUUUCCUUUAAGUCAGCCUGGCUCCCUG